Messenger RNA from Parasteatoda tepidariorum (common house spider), 659 nucleotides. RefSeq lists its product as uncharacterized. The record is from RefSeq and is a predicted model, not a curated record. NCBI's taxonomy places the organism in Eukaryota, Metazoa, Arthropoda, Arachnida, Araneae, Theridiidae.
CAGUCGGAGGGGGAGGAUGGAGUGGAGGUGGGGGUAGUAGGUGACAUGCGUACGCAGGACCGGUCGAUCUCAGGGGAGAAAAUACCACGUGACUCACUCCACACGUACUUCUAAGGACCGGCGCACACGUACAAAAGCGUACGUCUUUAGCAAUGGAUAGGAAAAGGCGAGCCGUUAAAAAAGAAAUCUUUGACCCUUCUGAUGAUGAUGGGGCCCGUGCCCCUAAACAGGCCGCAAGCCCCGCACAAGAGGCAACCAGAGCCCAAAUAAUAAGCUUAGAAUCACAAAUGAGUAAACUAAAUAAGUUGAAAAAUGAUGGGAAAGUAGACGAAAAAGCAGACUUCCAAAUACGAUGUUUGGAGGAAGAAUUGAAAAAGGCUCAGUCAAAACUGAGAAGGCUCUUGAACGAGGCAGAGCGCCAAAGAAGACGAAGAGAGAGACUGAGGGGUGGUGGGCUGAUCAAAAACAAUUCUCGUCAUCAGUCCACAGAUGACGGUGUCAUGUCUGCUCUCAAGUCCUGCAACAGAUUUCAAGAUUUUGUCAAAGAACUCAACUGUCUGGGAUAUAACCUCACUCCCAGUAAUGAAAAUGGAGAAAUAGAUCUAGGUAUGGCUUGUGAAAUAUCCGUUGCUGUCGAAACGUAAUUGUUUGUUAAACAC